Molecule: messenger RNA, 1044 nt
Organism: Aspergillus pseudonomiae
Lineage: Eukaryota; Fungi; Ascomycota; Eurotiomycetes; Eurotiales; Aspergillaceae
Product: DUF3632 domain-containing protein
Exons: 1
Coding region: 1-1044 (347 amino acids)
Source: RefSeq, a predicted model, not a curated record
AUGGCCGACUGUCCCGGUGGAAACUGCAGUCUACGAAUUCUCACCCGCGAACAAAAGCGUCAAGAAUUUGAGUACGACCUCGCAAAUCCCCAGGAGACCUGGCAAGACUUCCGAUGGAGAAUGCUCAACCUCAGUCAGGGAUAUCUGCAAGGUGAUUGGGACAUGCCGAUGGUCGAAGAAUUCUUACACGACUUGUGGGACGAGCUCAUCCACGUAGCAAAAAGACAUCCUGCUGACAGUGCCGAACAUGACCGCCUUGUGACACUGAUUCUGGAGGCUCGAGAGUGCGGGCCCAUCACACGCAAGAAAAAGAACGCCCCUGCCGAUGAGGAACCAGAACCAGUGGUCUUACCCAAUGGACAGCGCCUGUGGAGUGAUCUCCCCCAUCUUGUUCAGGAGUUCCAGGACGCCUGGAUGAAGGAGUCCAUGGGUUAUACAGCAGCGCAGCGAGAGGGGCUAGCGGCGCUCACUGCUAGACUGUGUGCGGUUGGAGUUUUCCCGUCGGAGCUUGGUCGUUGCGCGCUGUGGUUGUUCAAGGAGACGGUUGAGACGGAGAGACCGUUAAGCCGGGCAGAGGGAGAGGUGGAUGCGACCAAUGCAGCGGUCCCCGUUGUUGACCUUCUUCCCGCAUGUCUUGCGUGGUUGAAGUACAACAGCUUCAAUCUUGCCAGAUUUACAGCAACCAAUCAUGACUAUCCAGCUCCGACCAUGGGUGAUGACGUCCCAGCUUCAACUACGCCGGGUGACCUCGCUCCCAAGUCUGAGUUUCCGUGCAGUGGCUUCAGCAUUCCCCGAUGGGUGUUCUGGAGGCGACGCUACAAACACUUUUAUCAUUGCGGAAACGAACAGCUCGCCAAGCUGGCCAGGGCUUGCUUUGAAGAAGCGGUGUUUAAAGGGACGAGGAUGGGCAUUGAGCUCCCUGGCGAGAAAGUAUUUCUCGUCAGGAUCUUUGAAGCUCUUGAUAUGGAGCUUGCCGCACGAGGUAUGCAAGGAAGUGUGAAUCCAGAAGAAAUUGAGAUUGACAUGGAUUGGGCUGAGGAUUGA